Molecule: messenger RNA, 1520 nt
Organism: Astrephomene gubernaculifera
Lineage: Eukaryota; Viridiplantae; Chlorophyta; Chlorophyceae; Chlamydomonadales; Astrephomenaceae
Source: the annotation of a GenBank genome assembly
UCCAGCUUUUCCUAAGCUGUGAACGUGGUAGCACUUAAGAGACGCACUAGUGGUUAUCAUUAGGUGUUUUGCCCGUCAGCAACACCGAUCAGUAGGAUGGCUGCUAACCCCCAAGGUCUUGCGUCUGCGCUAGGCGCCGCGCGCACCAUCGCAAAUGUUGUGUUGUUCGGUGGUGCGACUCUCUGGGCUGGGUCCAACAGCUUGUUCAACGUGGAGGGUGGUCACCGUGCCAUCGUCUUCAACCGGCUAAUGGGCAUCAAGGACAACGUCUACCAAGAAGGAACGCAUAUUAUGGUGCCGUGGUUCGAGCGUCCCGUCAUCUAUGACGUGCGUGCCCGGCCAAGCGUCAUCCAGAGCCAAUCGGGAAGCAAGGACCUUCAGAUGGUGAACGUCGGCCUCCGAGUACUGACGCGGCCCAAUCCCGACAAGCUGCCGGAGAUCUACCGCACGCUGGGCACUGACUAUGCCGAGCGUGUGCUGCCCUCCAUCAUCCAGGAGACCCUGAAGAGCGUCAUUGCGCAGUACAACGCCAGCCAGCUGUUGACCCAGCGUGAGGUCGUGUCGCGCGACAUCCGCCGCAUCCUGACCGAGCGCGCUCGCUACUUCAACAUCGUGCUGGAGGAUGUGUCCAUCACCAACCUGACCUUCUCCAAGGAGUACACGGCCGCCGUGGAGGCCAAGCAGGUGGCGCAGCAGGAGGCGGAGCGGGCCAAGUUCAUUGUGGAGAAGGCGCUACAGGAGAAGCAGAGCGCCAUCGUGCGGGCGCAGGGUGAGGCCCAAUCCGCCAAGCUGAUCGGUGAGGCCGUGAAGCAGAACCCGGCCUUCCUUACGCUCCGCAAGAUUGAGGCUGCCCGCGAGAUCGCCGGCACGAUAUCCCAGUCCUCCAACAAGGUCUACCUGGGCUCGGACUCGCUGCUGCUCAGCGUGGUGAGCGUGCAGAACGCCGCCGAGGCUGGCACCGGCGCGGACGCCGGGCAGAACCAGGCUGGCAACGACUCCAAGACCGGCGCCGCUUCCGAGCUGACUGCGCCGGAGGCCGAGCCCAAGCGCAAGUCGUGGUUCUGGCCGUUCUAAACAAGGCGCUGCUGGGCUGGUUACGCGACGGGAUGCGUGAGGUGGCGCGUUUGGGGUUGGGUUAGUCCUCUUGAGAGGCCUUGGCGGUUGUGGGCUUGCGGUGAAUGUAGGAUGGGAAGUGGAGGAAAGCUCGGAGCACAAGGGUCCGUAUGUCGUUAGGGGCGUUAGCCUUCAGAAAAUGAAAUUACCUAUUGACAGCAUUUUCUGUGGCGGUACGUGAAUAGGAGGCAGCUGGAGAGUUGCUCUUUCAGUGAAGGUGGCUACAUAAGUCAUGAGUCUGGCUUUGCGCGGAAAUUACCUUGUUCGCCUGACUUAAUCGUUUUCGCUAUAAUUUUAUGGAACGGGACCUUUUUGCAGCUUCAUGCGGCGUAUAAGCGCAGUUGCAUCGGCAUUCGGGAUGGAAAAGUAUCUUCCAUCUCCCAUGCUGUAACCCGAUUUGCAUGGGG